ACGUAAAAUAUUUACAAAAACAGUUUUUCUUUAGAGUGUUUACAUUGCAAUAAUUGUUAAUUCUAAUUUUGUUCACUGGUUUAGACAUGCAUCCUUUAGUACUAAUCAAAUCUUUUGGAAAGGAAAAAUGUGGCGAUAUAAUCCACGAAUUGUUACGCAUUAACGGUCAGAGUAUUUUGGAACCUCUUACAUGUAUUGAUUCAUGCAAUUUAAAAGCACACAAAUUGUGUAUUUGCACGAAAUACUAUAAAACUCAAGUAUUACUUUUUGAAUGUGAAGAUAUUAACUCAAUUUCAAAUGCAGUAAAAAAUGAUGUAGAAGGAGCUAUAUUCUAUUUUGAUUCAAAUGAUUCACAUUUUCUUUCGGAAUUGGAAUCAUUGGUUAAGUUUGUUAAAGAUAACAAUAUAGGAGUGACAACUCUAAUCACACGAAAUUUAAAUGAGAACAGUAUACAUGGACUAUCAUAUGAUGAAAUAAAAAGCAGAUGCAAACUGGACAUAAAUGUUAUUGAUUUAAAUGCCAAAAUGGAUAUCGAUGAACGUGUUGGUUAUGCGGAGGUGCUUGAACUUUUUGAAAAUCAUGUAUGGUCUAGUGUUCAUAUCUCAUCACACAAUUCCAACGAAAUAUAUAAAUCGGAGGAAAGCGAUGCAAAUGUUGAAGAAGCUCUAAACGAAUUUGAAGAAUUACUAAAUAAGUUUCAACAGUUCAAGGAUGUUUCCCGAUCUCUGUGCCGAGAGGAAGUUCUCCAAAAUGCUGAAAGUCUUGCGGAACUGUUUGCAAAUAUUUUAAAUGAAGAUUGAAUAGUUAAGAAAUGUAAUAAACUUGCAAAUAUUUUUGAUCAUGUAUUUUAUAUUUUACACAAAAUUACAUUAAAAACAUCGCAAAGUUGCACUAUA
Messenger RNA from Calliphora vicina (urban bluebottle blowfly), 896 nucleotides. RefSeq lists its product as uncharacterized. Lineage: Eukaryota; Metazoa; Arthropoda; Insecta; Diptera; Calliphoridae. Bases 87 to 800 code for a protein of 237 amino acids. The record is from RefSeq and is a predicted model, not a curated record. The transcript has 4 exons.